Molecule: messenger RNA, 1439 nt
Organism: Phyllopteryx taeniolatus (common seadragon)
Lineage: Eukaryota; Metazoa; Chordata; Actinopteri; Syngnathiformes; Syngnathidae
Product: UPF0575 protein C19orf67 homolog
Exons: 8
Coding region: 138-1079 (313 amino acids)
Source: RefSeq, a predicted model, not a curated record
UUUCACUGUGCCGUUUGACAUAAUCUGCCUAUUCACUUUGCUCUUCACUCUGCAUUGUGCUAACAGUGAAAAUAUAUUCCAUAAUAUUUCUGGGUCCUGAGGUGGAGUUAGACACGGUAAAGAAGAGUGUUACGAAAAUGUCAGCGAACAUGACAGACUCCGCAGAAGCAAUGGAGGGUGAACUUCUGCCAGGACAGUCGGCGCAAGUACCACAGGGGGUCUGCGAGACUCUGGCGCCCCAGCGUGGCCGUCCACCAUCACGCCACUGUUUGCCAGUAAGAACGAUCAAGUGGCACCUCCGGUCUAUGAAGAUGCAGGUCAAUUUUCCCCCAUGCAAAGCAGAUAUCUUGUGCAAACAUCUGGGCAAAGGUCAAGAGAAAAAAGACAGAGGACAUUGGGUUGCUGUGCUGCGCAGUUUCAUCUACGCAUGUCGGCCUUACUUUAACUUCCUGGAAUCCACGGCCAGAACCUUGAUGUUGUCCUCUGACAUUGAACGUGUGCAGCUUUUGGCGUUCUCUCAACAAAUGUGCGACACAGUGGAACGUCUGGUGCUGAAUUUCGCCAGCCGCAAGCUCCUCACUUUGGAUGAGACCGAGCCUGACAAUAUGUCUCACUUCUGCAUCGGCCAAAUACAGCUGGACCAACUGAAGCUGAGCGUGACCAUGUUCCGCUACUGUAAGCCCACGCCUUACCUAGCGAGGGUUAACACCGGUGUGUACAAGCGCAUGCGCUGGAACGUGGAGAGACUCGAUGGAGCGCACAAGCCCGAGACAAAGUACUACUACCUGUGCUACGAGGAUGUUCCCAAUCUGCACGUAGACGGUAACAAAUCAGAUUCUACAGGGGUGCGGAUGUGGUCCAUUGGUCAAUGGGUGCAGGUGAAACCUGACCCCAGCAUGGAGGACAUCUUUGACUGGGUGCUGUGUGACGUUCCAGUGGGCGCCUUCAAGAAGCUGCUGUUUGUGGGCAAACACGAGCCGUCCAGCUGCACGGCCACCGACCAAAUGCUGCAGCUGCUCACGUCCCAGGAGGACGUCUCAUCUCAGUCAUCUUCAGUUAGGAGCUUCUCUGAGGUUUGAGGAGGGAAAUUUGGAUGUCAAUGUUACCUUUCCCUUGAUGAGCACAAGAGUCUUUGUUAUACUGUGCCUACCUCAUGUUUGCGCCUACCUCUAAAUACCUGUUUGAAUAUGUGUUUCAAAACGUUGACAUUUUGCACUGUUUUCACUGUUUGCCCACAACCUCCUGUUUUAAUUUAUUUAAAUAAUUUACAUUUACACUUCGGUGCGCAUGUUCAUGGUGCUCAAUGUUUGAUGUUAUGGUAAUCUUAAAAAACAAAAGUUUGUAAAGGUUUUAGACAUUUUAAAGUUCAUCUUUUGUGUUUUUUGUAAUAGAAAAAAAAAGAUGUCGCAGAGCUAUUAAUAAAAGUAUUUACAUUAAAC